AUGGCCGGCCCCUUUCAUUCGUACGUCCUGGUGCUGCCCAAGCCGGUAAUGCUCUUCUUCCGGUUCCUCGCCUACGUUGACUUCGCAGUCUCGCUGGUCUUCUCCUAUCUCGGCCUGUGCGGGCCGCCGGAGCCGCUGACGCCAACGUGGGGAGAGAAUGCGCUCUAUUUCCCGGCCACGGAAACCCCGUCGUCGUCGAUAAAGAGGCAGCUCCAUGUGGUGGAGUUCUCGAGCUUCGCGAGGACGCGCCGGGUGGAGGAGCUGACCUGCGUCAUCUGCCUGAGUGAGGUGGCGCGCGGGCAUGAGGUGAGGGAGCUCGGCAACUGCGCCCAUGGGUUCCAUGUGGAGUGCAUAGAUAGGUGGGUUGACGUCGGCCGCGAAACCUGUCCUCUGUGCAGGGCUCACCUUCUCCCCUUCGUGUACCCGGGAAGGAUGUGGUGGCGAAGAUUUAUGUGGGGGUUAUGA
This is a messenger RNA of Musa acuminata AAA Group (dessert banana), 465 nucleotides long. Its product is annotated as brassinosteroid-responsive RING protein 1-like. The transcript has a single exon. The record is from RefSeq and is a predicted model, not a curated record. The coding region runs from base 1 to 465 and encodes 154 amino acids. Lineage: Eukaryota; Viridiplantae; Streptophyta; Magnoliopsida; Zingiberales; Musaceae.